This is a messenger RNA of Trichoplax adhaerens, 999 nucleotides long. RefSeq lists its product as uncharacterized. The record is from RefSeq and is a predicted model, not a curated record. The transcript has a single exon. Gene Ontology annotation, biological process: G protein-coupled receptor signaling pathway. Gene Ontology annotation, molecular function: G protein-coupled receptor activity. Gene Ontology annotation, cellular component: membrane. Bases 1 to 999 code for a protein of 332 amino acids. Lineage: Eukaryota; Metazoa; Placozoa; Uniplacotomia; Trichoplacea; Trichoplacidae.
AUGGCCACCAAUGCCACCAUAACUGCUAUACCUGUAAAAUCUGAAAGCAUUAGCGUUGCUACAGCUAACAUCCUAUAUGCGAUAUUUGCAUCAUUAUCCAUCCUAGACAAUAUACUGAUUUGUUGGCUGUUUCUGAGAAAUAGUCAGUUACUACGCCUUGCAUCAAGUAUCCUUAUCUUUAGUUUAGCUAUCAUUGAUAUCUUAACUGGAAUAUUAAUUAUGGCUACGCCAAAAACUUAUGGAGGUAUCCAAAUCCAUUUACAAGGCGUUGAUGCGGUACUGUAUUGUACUCUCGUCUAUUCCGAGUAUUUUAUCUGGACUCUUGGUAUCGCAUCUUGUUAUAUCAUUGCUGCCCUAAGUGUUGAGCGAUUGUAUAUGGUUAGUGCUGCAGCGAUGUAUAAAUAUGUAUUUACACCGACUAAAACGAUCCUCUAUGUGAUCUUGAUUAUUCUUUGGGCUGGUAUCUUGAAUGCGCCCAAUUUCUAUCAUUUUUAUCACAACGAAAAUAUAACCAACCCUGUACCCUGUGGAUUCCGAAUCUUGGCAGUCGAUGAAACUGCUAGUCGAGCAAUUUAUUUCACCAGUUUUGCUUUACGUUUUGCCAUUCCCCUAGUCAUCACCAUUACCUGUUAUGUUGGAUUUAUGCGCAAAAUAAGGACUGCCAUAACGUGCAUAUCUAGUGCUAAUAAUGUUCAAACUGGUAAACGUAGCCGUUUAAUGCUACGACGGUUAACGCGAAUGUGCGUCCUAAUUUCUAUCGCUUUCUGUAUUUGUUGGUUACCUAACCAAGUUUAUUUCGUUUUAAGGGCUCAAAGAUUAAUAAAGCAUAACCUAGCUUUCCAUAUGUUCACCAAAGUACUCGUAUCCAUGAACUCUGCUAUCAAUCUGUUCAUCUAUACUGCAUCAAAUCUCUAUUUUUAUAACGAAUUAAUAGCUCUCAUUAAAUUUAUUUGCUGUUGUAAACGUGUACAAAGAAAAAUAGGGUUUUUGUCAGCUUAA